UUUGUGCCGAUAGCUAAUACAGUUCUCUAGUGAAAGAGCUUAAGCUGAUCUUAUUGUAUCACUUGAAAUGUGAAACAAUUUGAAUGUGGCAAAAGAGAAGGAAUGUAACGCAAUAGCAUGUUAUCAUCUUGCCUUUGAUCAAUAGCACUGUUGACCUGACAGCAAAUAUACUGAAAGGGCAAAGUUCAAAAAUAAAAACUACUGACUGUUCUCCUGAAGAAAGAAGAUGGGCCUCCAGCCACCAAAACACCUCCCAGACUUAUAUAAUUAACACUAUGUCUGGGACGACCAUGUGAUCCCGCUGUAGUCCUCGGUGCUAUUCAUGGCGCAGGCCUUAAGGUGCAUCUCAAAGCAAAUCGGCCAACAGAGCAACACUAUGCUGUUGUUCCUGAACAAUAAAUAUGAUCUUGAUGCUAUUUCCCACUGAAGACUGAUUCAUGUUUACCUGGUCCAGAUCCCUCCCCUUUAUGAUUCCCUCUAUACUGAUAAGAGAACAGCAAACACAUAGACAUUUGGCAAAAUCUCAGCCUCUCUAUCAGUCUAGCUCUGUUGAGCCUUGGACAAUAAUUGCUGUAUUUCAGCAAAUCAAAGAGCUCCGCUUCAGUUCCUGGGUGCAGGGAACCUAUGGCAGAACAACGAUCUUGACGUGAUUCCACCAUUUGAAAUCCAUUUACAGGGAAGGGCAGAGUAAUAUAUUCUAGAGCGCACUGAUAAGCUCGGAUGGACUCAACAGGCCGCUGAGUGAAACGCUGGGGAGCUUUACAGUGUGCUGGUGAUUCUCCAAUACAGGCCAAAUCCUGACUUUAACAUGAAGAUCUCUGGGACUUCACUCGACCUGAGUGCAGCAGACUAUGGGAUAACCCUGGACCCUACAGUCACCAUGCUGGAGUUUGACGGUCUACGUGUUCUCCCUCUGCAAACAGAGCCACUAAUUCCAGGCCAUAUGCCUGGAUCAGUACCAGUGUCUGCGCCGCUGCAGAGCAGCGUGAAUCUCUGCUCUAUCUGCGCAGACAGAGCUACGGGGAAACAUUACGGUGCGUCCAGCUGCGAUGGCUGCAAGGGCUUCUUCAGAAGGAGCGUGCGCAAGAACCAUGCCUACACAUGCCGGUUCGGCAGGCAGUGUGUGGUGGACAAAGACAAAAGAAACCAAUGUAGAUACUGCAGACUUCGAAAGUGCUUCAGAGCCGGCAUGAGGAAAGAAGCUGUUCAGAAUGAGCGUGACCGUAUCAGCUGUCAUAGAGAAGGUCAAGGCGUUGGGACUCUCACCAUCGAUGUGCUGAUGCAGGCGGAGACUUGCACUCAUCAGAGCCCCUCCCAGAAUCCCAUGAGCGACAUCAAAACCAAGAAGAUAGCUGGCGUGAGUGAUGUGUGUGAAUCCAUGAAACAGCAGCUCCUCCUCCUAGUGGAAUGGGCAAAGUGCAUCCCUGAAUUCUGUGAGCUGUCGGUGGAUGACAGGGUGGCACUGUUAAGAGCUCACUCCGCUGAGCACCUCAUCUUAGGGGUGGCACAACGUUCAAUUCCUUACAAUGACAUCAUCCUACUGGGAAACGACUUCAUCAUUCCUGUUCGAGGCACCGAGCAGGAGAUGUCCAAGGUAGCCACUCGUAUCCUGGAAGAGCUGGUGAGACCGCUGAAAGAGCUGAACAUCACAGACACUGAAUUUGUCUGUCUCAAAACCAUCGUCUUUUUUUCCCCAGACUGUUCUGGAGUGCAGUGCACUCAGGCAGUGCGCCGACUGCGAUUCCAGGCCCAGGUGCUGCUGGAUGAGGCCACGAGUGAGCAGCGAGGCCGGUUUGGGGAGCUGUUGCUGUUGCUGACCACACUCCAGAGUGUGGCCUGGCAGAUGGUGGAGCAGCUGCAGCUGAUGCGUCUCCUGGGCAAAGCCAAUGUGGACAGCCUGCUGAUGGAGAUGCUCUUGGGAGAAGAAGCAUCCAGAGGAUCUGAAGCACUGCCUGCAUCAGAGUCAAAUCCUGAGCCUCUCAUAUUCACCACAGCUACAGAGUCUGUCCUCUCCAGAGGAAUACUGACAGACCAUAUCCCAGUGCUUAACUUCACAUCCGUGAUCCUUCCUGUACCCUCCUCUCUGUCUGAGGACCCCGUGCUACCCACAAACACCGGAGCAGAGGUCUUCACACAUGGACAAGCAGCAGACAUGCCAAGAGAAAUGUCCAACAGUCUCCACACGUGCCUUUAACCACAUGUACAGUAUAAAGGUCCUCAGUUAAACAGACAUAAAUAACUCUAUAUACUAAAGACUGCUCCUGAUAGACACAUAUAGACACAGACACUGAAAUUAUAGAUGAGGAGUCCUUGUAUUUUACAGU
Carassius carassius (crucian carp) is the source of this 2324-nucleotide messenger RNA. Its product is annotated as hepatocyte nuclear factor 4-beta-like. The transcript is spliced from 10 exons. Lineage: Eukaryota; Metazoa; Chordata; Actinopteri; Cypriniformes; Cyprinidae. Gene Ontology annotation, biological process: positive regulation of transcription by RNA polymerase II; cell differentiation; anatomical structure development. The record is from RefSeq and is a predicted model, not a curated record. Gene Ontology annotation, molecular function: nuclear receptor activity; zinc ion binding; RNA polymerase II cis-regulatory region sequence-specific DNA binding. Bases 809 to 2194 code for a protein of 461 amino acids.